This is a messenger RNA of Ylistrum balloti, 1365 nucleotides long. Its product is annotated as trk system potassium uptake protein TrkA-like. The coding region runs from base 1 to 1365 and encodes 454 amino acids. Gene Ontology annotation, biological process: potassium ion transport. The transcript has a single exon. Gene Ontology annotation, molecular function: monoatomic cation transmembrane transporter activity. NCBI's taxonomy places the organism in Eukaryota, Metazoa, Mollusca, Bivalvia, Pectinida, Pectinidae. The record is from RefSeq and is a predicted model, not a curated record.
AUGUUGGUCGUCGUCGCUGGGGCAGGCAAUUUAGGGCAACACCUCAUUGAGUUUUUCGAUAAACAGCAAGUCAGUCUUAUUCUCAUUGAAGAAAAUGAACAACGACUUGCACGAAUUAAGUCUCAACAUGACAUCAUGGUGGUGAAAGGGGACAUGCUCUCACACUAUGUCCUGCGACGAGCUAAUGUUGCUGCUUGCGACCUCUUUAUAGCAUGCAGUGGUAUUGAUAGUUCAAAUAUUGUCUCCUCACAGUUGGCUAAGAGGUUAGGAGCAAGGUAUUCCGUUGCCCGAAUUUAUUCGGAAAAUAUCUUCCCAUUUGAGAAUAACGAUUUGGAAGAAUACUUUGGUGUUGAUUGGCUUGUAUCACCAAGUCUUCUAACGGGUUAUCGUUUAGCGAACCAGUUUUUCGAAGAAGAAGCCUUUUCAUUUGAUAAUUAUUUUAGUGCUCAAAUCAAUGUUUUCCGUAUUCGAAUUUCGAGUGAAUCAGCUUGUCUAAAAAAAACACCAGAAAAAAUUUUAAAAUCCUUUAAAAGCAAUGGCACUCAAUUAGUUGCUAUUUAUAGAAAUGGUAACACCAUUGAUCCUUUUUCUCAAAAAGAUUGGUCCUUUAAGGAAGGGGACCAUGUGAUUCUUAUGAGUAAGCGAAGAGAUGACUUUGAUUUCUUUAAAGACUUCUAUACCAGCAAGUACUUAAACCAAAAAAUCUAUAUUGCUGGUGUCUCCCCUACUAUUUUCACGAUGUUAUCUAUUAUGGUGACGAAAAAUGACCAAUCAAAAGUUACCAUUUUUGAAAACGAUUUGGAUACUUGCAAAAGUAUCAUGGAGAAAUACAAUGUGAAGACCAUCAAUCUUGAUCCCGCCGACUUUGAUGAGAUAAAGAAACUGGAACCCGAUUUGGGAGGAAUCUUCAUCUGUGCGAGCGAGAAUGAUGCUAACAAUCUAACUUAUGCCCUCAAUGCCCAACAAAUGGGAUUCAAAUACAUUGUUCCACUGGUCAAUGAAUUCGAUAAAAUGGGAUUGUUCAAGUACUUUCCUUCUUUCAAGAUUCUUUCUCCCCCCGAGUUGUCUGCUAUAGAGAUCCAUCGCUAUUUUAAUCAAGAAAUACUCUCUAAUUUUGAACUUGUUAGAGGAAGCCAUAUUCGAGCCGUAGUUAAAACCGUAGAGAAAAACUCAAAAUGGCUUGGUAAAAAUCUUAAAGAACUAACAAAUGAACCUUUCUUUAGGGUGCUUUGUACUUGGAAAGAAGAAGGGCUUGAAAUUUAUCAUCCUGGCGAUGAUGUCAUAGUUAAUGAAGGAAAUAAGCUGCUAGUGGCAUCCUUUAGCGGAGAAAAAGAUGAUUCCCUUCAAAAAAUCCUUUCGGUUUAA